Messenger RNA from Alnus glutinosa, 3131 nucleotides. Its product is annotated as isoamylase 2, chloroplastic. Gene Ontology annotation, biological process: starch biosynthetic process. The coding region runs from base 280 to 2949 and encodes 889 amino acids. NCBI's taxonomy places the organism in Eukaryota, Viridiplantae, Streptophyta, Magnoliopsida, Fagales, Betulaceae. Gene Ontology annotation, molecular function: isoamylase activity. The record is from RefSeq and is a predicted model, not a curated record. The transcript is spliced from 2 exons.
CACUUCCAUGUUCUUCCAUAUCUAUCAGCUUAGCUGCGUUGUGCGGUACUGCGGUGACAUCACAAUCUGUCCCUGCAUUAUUUGUCUUCCUCUCAACUUUUAUUCUCUCUCUCUUUCUCUCUCUCUCUCUCUCCCUCUCUCCCCCUAUUAUCCAAUGAAAAAUUUCGGCUGAGAAAACCCGAUGGUAAAAAUGUUUCAAAUUUAGGAGGACAGUCUCCUCGUCACUUGUGAACAUCUUAUCCUGUUCUGUUUUGGGAUUAUAUGCAUUUGGGACAAUAGAUGGCAACUCUUCCACCAUCACCUACAAUUAGGGCCCGCUGUCUAAAGUGUGGAACCAGUGAAUCUUCUAAACUGUCACCAGCCUGUCAUUAUAUAUGUAGAAACCAAAUCAGAUAUGGCUUCGAAAAAAUGAAUUUGGAGAGAAAGCUUGUUUGUGGAGAAAUUGCCCAGACUGUCGUAAAAACUUCUUACCAGCGUCUUGAUUCAAAAGUUUAUGCUACAUCACGAGUUCUUAUUGAGGAAACUGAAGAGAAAGUCACUACAAUUACUGAAGCUGAAGAUCUGGAAAAGGCAUCAACUUACGUAUUUUGGACAGAAGUUGGUGGUCAGGUGAAAGUUUCUGUUAGAAAGAAAAACGUCAAAUAUGCCGUGUAUAUUGAACUUCCAUCCUUGCAACUACAUAGCAGUUAUGAUAGACUGGUAUUGAGUUGGGGUAUGUAUAGAGCUGAUUCAUCAUCUUUCAUGCCUCUGGAUGUUCGAAGUUCAGCGCCAGAUAGUAGAACCACCGCCAGUGAAACCCCAUUCAAGCAUACAGCUUCUGGCAGGUUUGUACUUGAGUUGGAGUUUGAAGCAAAACAAUUUCCCUUCUAUCUUUCAUUUCUAUUAAAACCUUCAUUAGAUUCUGAUCCGAGUAGCUCAGAAAUUGAAAUUAGAAGUCAUAGAAAGACGAACUUUUGUGUGCCAGUUGGUUUUAACAGAGGUUAUCCUUCUCCUUUGGGUCUCACCUUUUCACCUGAUGGUUCCAUGAACUUUGCAAUUUUUACAAGAAAUGCAGAAAGUGUGGUUUUAUGUUUGUAUGAUGACACAACAGCCAAUAAACCCACUUUAGAGCUUGAUCUAGAUCCAUACAUCAAUCGAUCAGGUGAUGUCUGGCAUGCCUCAUUUGAAAGUGCGUGGACGUUUGUGAGCUAUGGUUAUCGAUGCAAAGGGCCCCUUCUUCAGAGAAACAAAGAUAAAUUUGACGCAGGGAAAAUUCUUCUGGAUCCAUAUGCUAAGAUCAUUGGGAAUUCUAUUCCUAGUAGUGAUGGAUCUAAGUUGCCUCUGAAGUAUCUUGGAAGAUUAUGCAAGGAACCUGCUUUUGACUGGGGUGAUGAUGUUCAUCCUGACUUGCCAAUGGAAAAGCUAGUGAUUUAUCGGUUGAAUGUGAGACACUUUACUCAGCACGAGUCUAGUCAGCUACCUACCGAUGUAGCAGGGACCUUCUCUGGUUUGACAGAGAAGUUGCAGCAUUUUAAAGAUCUUGGCUUGAAUGCCAUUUUACUGGAGCCAAUUUUCUCAUUCGAUGAUCAAAAGGGACCAUAUUUUCCUUGUCAUUUCUUUUCGCCCAUGAACCUAUAUGGGCCUUCUGGUGGAUCUGUAUCUGCUAUCAACUCAAUGAAAGAGAUGGUGAAAAAAUUGCAUGCCAAUGGGAUAGAGGUUUUGUUGGAAGUUGUUUUCACUCAUACUGCUGCUGAAGGAACACUGCAAGGAAUUGAUGAUUUGUCCUAUUAUCGUGUGAAUGGAGUUGCAGAUUUGGGAGCAACAAAUUCUUUGAGUUGUAAUUAUCCUAUCGUGCAACAAAUGAUUUUGGAUAGUCUUCGACAUUGGGUGACUGAGUUUCAUGUCGAUGGAUUUUGUUUCAUAAAUGCUUCAUCUCUGUUGAGAGGGUUUCAUGGAGAGUACUUGUCUCGACCUCCUCUGGUUGAAGCAAUAACUUUUGACCCACUACUCUCAAAGACUAAGAUCAUUGCAGAUUGCUGGGAUCCACAUGACAUGCUACCCAAUGAAACUCGUUUUCCUCAUUGGAAGAGAUGGGCAGAAAUGAAUACAAAAUUUUGUAAUGAUGUGAGAAACUUUUGGAGGGGUGAGGGUCUUCUUAGUGACCUUGCGACACGGCUUUGUGGGAGUGGAGACAUCUUUUCAGAUGGCCGAGGCCCAUCAUUCUCUUUCAAUUUUGUUGCCAGAAAUUUUGGACUCUCUCUUGUGGACUUAGUCAGCUUCAGUAAUGAUACAUUAGCUUCACAGUUAAGUUGGAAUUGCGGGGAAGAAGGACCUACGAGUAACACCGCUGUCCUUCAAAGACGGCUUAAACAAAUCCGAAAUUUUCUCUUUGUAUUGUUUGUUUCAGUGGGUGUUCCUGUUCUUAACAUGGGAGAUGAAUGUGGCCAAACUUCUGGCGGUUCCCCUUCAUAUACCGACAGACAGCCGUUUGAUUGGAAUGCUCUAAGGACGGGUUUUGCCAUUCAAACCACGCAAUUCGUCUCAUUUUUGAGUUCAUUUAGAAUGAGGAGAGGUGACCUACUUCAGAAGAGAAGCUUCUGGAAAGAAGAAAAUAUUGACUGGCAUGGAAAUGAGCAGUCUCCACCUAGAUGGGAAGACCCAUCCUGCAAAUUCCUGGCCAUGACAUUGAAGGCUGACAAAGUGGAGAGCCCCUUGAGCUCUGAAUCUUCACAUCUAAGGGGUGAUUUAUUUAUUGCUUUCAAUGCAGCUGAUCGUUCAGAGAAUGUUAUUCUACCCCAACCUCCAGACGGGAUGUCAUGGUGCAGAUUGGUUGACACGGCUCUCCCAUUCCCAGGGUUUUUCUCAACCAAUGGUGAACCCGUUCUUGAGCAGAUGGCAGGAUUGGCUGUUUAUGAGAUGAAGUCUCACAGUUGUGCUCUAUUUGAAGCUAGCAGCCUAAUAAGUGACUGAAAUCUUCCCCUUCGAAAAUGCAAACUAGAAGUUAAACCCUGUUAAUAUAGAAUAAUGUGAUAAUAAGCUUAAGCGCAUCAGAUCAGAAUGUCCUUUAAUAGGCAAUAGCUGCAGAAAACCCUGUGUAAAUUCAUCAAUAUUUCUCAGUAAGAAUAUUGUAAUGUACUUAUAUUUUCUGUUUA